UUUCCAGCCCCGAUGAGGCUAGUUCGUUUACUAGAAGGAAUAACCUAUCAGGCAGAAGUCCACAUUUCCUACACAGCAAGGCCAACAGCCGCCAUUAUUGGUGCCAGUAAAGCGUUUUCCUCCCUAUUUCUGGCAUUAUUCGCUUCGCUGCACCGAACGUUUCCUUACGAUCCACAGAUCUGAGUGGUUUCCCUUCUCUUUCCUUGUUCUGGUUUUGGGGUAUCGAUCUCCAAUCGGGUUUUAGGGUUUCACUUUCUCCCGAGGCGUUUCUCGUCAUCCUGCUCUGAAUUUGCGUUUGAAUCUGUAAAUGUGGUGUUAACAACUUGCUAAUUGCUCUUAGAAGAUGGGGGAACUGGUUCCAAUUUACUAUAGCAUCGUCGCUUUUUUAUGCACUAGCGGAGCUAUUGCUCUGGCCGUUUUGCACAUUUACAAGCACCUCCUCAAUUACACGGAACCUACUUAUCAGCGCUUCAUUGUUCGUAUAAUUUUUAUGGUCCCGGUUUAUGCAUUAAUGUCGUUCUUGUGCCUUGUUCUACCUGACAGUUCAAUCUAUUUUAAUUCUGUUCGGGAAGUCUACGAAGCUUGGGUAAUUUAUAAUUUCUUGACUUUGUGUCUGGAAUGGGUUGGUGGUCCUGGAGCAGUGGUCCUAAGUUUGAGUGGCCGGAUUCUGAAGCCAUCAUGGUAUCUGAUGACUUGUUGCUUACCUCCUCUACCGCUGGAUGGCCGUUUUAUAAGGAAAUGCAAGCAAGGAUGUUUGCAGUUUGUGUUUUUGAAGCCACUCUUAGCUGCCAUCACACUUGUACUUUAUGCAAAGGGGAAAUACAAAGAUGGAAAUUUCAGCCCAAAGCAAUCGUACCUGUACCUCACAAUUAUAUAUACAAUCUCAUACACAAUGGCUCUCUACGCUCUUGUUUUGUUUUAUGUGGCCUGCAAGGAUCUGCUUAAGCCAUUCAAUCCAGUCCCAAAGUUUAUCAUCAUAAAAUCUGUUGUAUUUCUGACUUACUGGCAGGGUGUUUUGUUUUUUCUUGCUGCCAAGUCGGGAUUCAUUGAGAAUGCAGAUGAAGCUGCUCAACUCCAAAAUUUUAUCAUUUGUGUUGAAAUGCUUGUCGCUGCUGUGGGGCAUUUUUAUGCAUUCCCAUACAAAGAAUAUGCAGGUGCUAAUAUAGGUGAAUCCCGUGGGCUGACAGCUAGCAUUGCACAUGCGCUAAUGAUAAAUGACUUUUACCAUGACACAGUACACCAGUUUGCACCGACUUAUCAUGAUUAUGUUCUAUAUAACCAUGGUGAAGGUGAAGAGGGAACAAGAAAGUAUAGGUCACGGACUUUUGUUCCAAUUGGCCCAGAGAUGGACACUGUGAGAAGAAAUAAGCAUAUGUUCGGAAACAAGAUCGAGGAUGUACAGCUCUCAAAUCUUUCUUCUUCCAAUACUAGCGCUUCCUCGUAUUCUGGACGAGUAUCUGAUACAAUGAAAUCUUCCUUGCUUGUGGAUAUUUCAAAUUCUACACCUACGCCGUAUGACAUGACACUAAUUGAUUUGGAUGAAUCCAGUUACCCUGCAAAGGUUCCUGCAGCCGAUAAAGCUGGCACUAAGUGACUCGGGGGGUAGAUUCAGAGCUCGCUUGGUCGGGAAAAAUGUUGUAAGUAGAUAUAGAAGAGAAGAUUGGGUGGUUUUCUAAUCAUUGCUUUUGUAUAGGGAGAAAAGAAAUAUGAGCCGAGUUGUAUUUUAUUUUAAUUUUGCAUUCUGGUAAUACAUGUGAGCAAAUCACACGUCAACAUUUAUAUUGGUGUACAUUGAGUUGAUAGCCCUCAGUCGGCCUCGCUCAAGUAAAUGUCCCUGAUUUUGAGCUUUACAAUGUAACUAGUUAAUUUGUCCUGUGUGCAAAUUGUAGAUACUCAACUUUAUCUUGCUUUAAACAUGAUAUCAGGAACAGAGCAAGUCAAUAAGGAUUAUUUGAUUGUUUGUUGAUUGAUUGAA
This is a messenger RNA of Prosopis cineraria, 1975 nucleotides long. RefSeq lists its product as uncharacterized. Gene Ontology annotation, biological process: transport. Gene Ontology annotation, molecular function: transporter activity. The transcript is spliced from 6 exons. NCBI's taxonomy places the organism in Eukaryota, Viridiplantae, Streptophyta, Magnoliopsida, Fabales, Fabaceae. The record is from RefSeq and is a predicted model, not a curated record. Bases 344 to 1594 code for a protein of 416 amino acids.